AACCUUGUCCGUCUGAGUACACAACUGAGCGAUUCCAGUGAUCCGCACACUACUACUGCGUCCUGAUCGCCUGCUGUUGGCAUCCAAUUGAAGAUGUCUGGCACGAUGUCGGCGGAUGAGUACACGUCUAUCAUCUAUUCCCAGUAUAGAGACACCUUAUGCAAUCUUGCCAGCACAUGUAAGUCUGACCGAGUUUGGCUAGCCGUUCGAAGGAUUGACAGCGAUUGAUCUGGACACGUCCCUGUCAAGCUAUGCUACUGUACGACUACAUCCUGACGAUUGAUCAAGAAGCGGAUCUUAUUUGGAAGAAGCCAAACGGUGCCUCCAUUAUCUUCGGUUUGAACCGCAUCGUAACUCUAGGGCUCAUAUGCGAGUCUGCUACGGGGCAGCUUCACCACUAUACGUACGAGAGCUGCAAAGGCUUGACGAUACUCUCUGAGGUAAUCAUUCUGCUCUCAUACGCUAUUUGGGCGGUUGUCUCCGCUCUCAGAGUAUACGCUCUCACGAAGAGAAACUGGUGGCUGUCGACGGUGACUUUCGUGUUAGGGAUAGCCCCGUUGGCAGUUGACCUGUACGUCGGCACCACAAUAUCCUACCGCAUCAUCCCUCUGGGGAAUGAAACCUUAUGUCAAGAGGACACCAAUGUCAACCGAGGAUUUUAUCGGAAAUCACUCAUCAUCUGCCGCGGAUGCAGUAUAGUCUCAGACCUCUUAGUCCUGGGCGUGACUAUGUAUCACAUACUACCCCGUUCGCUCGUGUUUUCGCGAAUGAUGUGGUCCAGAAAGUCAUUCACACGGAUAUUACUCAGAGACGGGAUUUUAUACUUUGCGACGCUGACUACCCUCAAUGCGCUAGAAAUCGCUCUGUACCUGACCGCGACCGACGACUUCAUCAACUACUUCAUCGCGCCCGUAUCGACCGUCUUUGUCUCUCGCUUCAUGUUGAACCUCCGCGCAUGCGCUAGCACGCCUGUCAUGGUUCUAGACUCGCAGGCUCACACCCUGAGCUCGACCGAGCACUCAACGUCGCAGACAUUGACGCUCGCAUUUACCCCGGUCGCAUCAUGUGCGUGUCCCGGAUCCCGCCAGCCACUGGGCUUGGAAGCAAUACUGACGACGUCAUGCUGGCAGACCCCGACACAGUGAUACCUUUCGAAGGGGACACGGCUGAACAAGCCAGACGCAUGUCGAGCGCGGGUGACAGCGUGCUUUGGGACGACAAUUCGCUAACAGAGAGCUUCGAAAUGGAGCCUCGGUAAGGUAAAGAUCGAAACCUUUGUGUCCGUGUAUGUAUGUGCGACUAUCUGGCUAGCAUACUUAGUCCGAGCGGACUGCUGUACCUACCCCAUUACCAAUGACUGGAACAGCGCCGACGGUCGAGGUGAGCAACUUGAACCCGGUAGUUCUGCCAGGUUCUCCAAGAUCGUCCGCGUAGAAGACAUGGUGCAUGAUCAACUCAUUGCAUCCGGUGCUCUCCGAAUCGCCACCGGUGCGCCAGAUGCGCCAUGAUGCGCCGUGAACGAUAGUCCCCAAUCAGCUCUGCGCGCUGCACUGCUAUAGGCCAGGGACCGCCUUGGCACCAUUGAUGCUGUACGGCC
Fomitopsis serialis is the source of this 1597-nucleotide messenger RNA. RefSeq lists its product as uncharacterized. The coding region runs from base 252 to 1145 and encodes 297 amino acids. Lineage: Eukaryota; Fungi; Basidiomycota; Agaricomycetes; Polyporales; Fomitopsidaceae. The record is from RefSeq and is a predicted model, not a curated record. The transcript has 11 exons.